CAAUCGCUGUGCUAUCAGUGCCCUGGUCGAAUGUUUUUGUUUGUUGUGUUUUUUUAUUUGUCGCGUUAAAAAGUGUUUUAAAGUGAAGUUUUAAGUGCAAUGGAGCUGCCGAAGGAGUUAUCCAUUGCGGAGAUCCGUAAUUACAUGUUGGCCAACGAGUGCAAGGUGACAAAUCACGCGUUGGUGAAGCACUUCAAGAAAUUCCUCACGCACCCGCAGUCGCAAAAUGAGGCUCGCAAGCGUUUCAAAACAUAUGUUACGCUGCUCUCCACGAUAAAAAACGAGAACAAUCAGAAGUUUCUAAUACUCCGCAAGAAAUAUGUGAACGAAUGUCCCACAGAGGAAGUUGUGGAGCGCGCGGUGGCCGCCGCAUCCAGUAAUCCGGAGCCCUCGAGUCCUGGAGGGGGAUCCCUGAACUUUGACUCUCCCAUGAGGCAGCCACCGCCUUAUAAGCCCCCGCCCAUGGUCACCUCCCCGCCAGGAGCUGUUUCCAUUAGCAAGGAGCACCAGGAGAACUACCAGGAAUGCGUGGAUGAAUUCGCAGCGGCCAUUAAGCGUAUUGAGCCGGCACGUCUGGAGAAGCAACCAUCGGUCAAGUCAGAAGAUCCGGAACAGGACAAGCAAUCCUCCCGAUCCAACUCAAUCGAUGUGACCGAAAACAAGGAGAACAUACCCCGGUUCUCCUUCUCCUCGGAGGCCUCCACCGACUCCAGCUCCAACGAAAAGCCGGAGAAGUCCGACGAUCCCAAAACCACCGCCGAGGGCGAUGCGGCCGAGAAUCCCAUCAGCGUGAAGGAGGCCACGCGCAAGUUCAACCGGAUGGCAUCCGAAGAAGAGGCUAAAAUCAUAUCGCCGCCAGCCAAGAAGAAGCCAGAGAAGCAAUUAAUCGAGGAGAAGGAUUCCCCCGAGGUUACGCUGGCGCAUCCCAAGGCGAAGGAGUGGAUCGUCUCGAUGGCUAAGGCUAAUUACCAGGAGCUGGCCAAGAUGGCCAGCGAGUACCCGGAACUGGUUAAGCUGCAGUGUCCAGCAACGGGCUAUACCGCCUUGCACUGGGCAGCCAAGCACGGAAAUGAAGAUGUGGUUAAACUAAUUGCCGGCACCUAUAAGGCAGAUGUAAAUGCCAGAACGAACGGGGGAUACACACCGCUUCACUUGGCAACCCAGUUUGGAAGAGAUAACAUAUUCGAAUUGCUCUGGAAUGUCUACAAGGCCAAUCGGGACAUCAUGGACUGGAGUGGCAACAAGCCGCUGGACUACAGUCGCCAGCGGUCGAGUGUGUCGGCCUCGACGUGCAGCAAAAUCAAGGCUCGCAAAAAGCAUGCAAUCGAAAAAGAUUUAGGCUUCCUGCGGAUUGGUUCGUUGAAUGUCCGGGUAAAGAAGACCACCGAGGCGUUCAGCAAUUUCUUGGGAGUGGGCAAUGGCAGUGGGGUGGCGCCGAUGGGCUAUGGCAGUGGCGGGGGAACGGGAGCAGCAAGUCGCCCUCACCAUCGGUCUCCCCGAGUCCCUCAUCAGCGUCAUCAUCACCACGUUGGUACGACACGGAAUCGCCAUCCGAAUCAGAGGGCAGCGAUGAGCACACCCUACGGAACGAACGGCGGCCUUCCGUCGAGGGCGAGUGUUCCCAAUAACCGGAACAUCUACGACGGAGUCCACAAGUCGUGGGGCUCGGCGGACAACAUAACCCAGCGCUCGGAGGACCUGAUGCCGCCGCCCAAGACGGUGGACUAUAUUAGCAAGCGGAAUAAGUCAUCGAAGCGGUCAUCUUACGCCUCGAAUGCCACCGAUUCGCCCCGUGAUUCCAUCUGCUCCUCGAACUCCAGUUCCAAUUUAAAUGGUGGAUAUAGUAGCAUGCCCACAACCCCGAAUCAAUUACGGGCUCCUAAAGGUAUCGCCACAUCCUUCGCCGCGGAUUCCGAUUCGGAUUCCGCCUGUGGAUUUGACUCCAGUUGGUCGGUAAAUUGUCGAGGCUCCUCGAGCAGCAAUCCAUCACAAUCCUGAAUACCAGAAUGGAUGUGUUAAGCCACAAACCUUAAAUGUCUGCAUACCAUACAACUUAUAACAUUGACCAUAUAAUAAUGAAAGUAUUGUUUUUCCAACAAACUAACGUAUUCCUAUUAAUAAGAAAAUAAUUUUUGAU
Molecule: messenger RNA, 2137 nt
Organism: Drosophila rhopaloa
Lineage: Eukaryota; Metazoa; Arthropoda; Insecta; Diptera; Drosophilidae
Gene: sowah
Product: ankyrin repeat domain-containing protein SOWAHB
Exons: 11
Coding region: 100-1998 (632 amino acids)
Molecular function (GO): protein binding
Source: RefSeq, a predicted model, not a curated record